GCUUCCAGAGACCCCGGGUUUGGAGUGGGAAGUGAGGUGUGGGAAGUCCGUCGCUUUCUGAUGAAUUCAUUGGUUGUGGAGUUGAGACCUGUCUGGAGUCUGGUCCCGGAGGCUGGUACUUGCAUCCUGAACCACCUCCUCAGGCGGACUGGCGGUUCGACAGAUUUGUCUGCCACGCGUGCACGUUCUGAGAACAGGUGAGAACAGGAAAUUGAAUUAGUUCUCAAUAAUGGGAAGAACCUACAUUGUUGAAGAGACUGUUGGCCAGUAUCUUUCAAACAUCGAUCUCCAAGGGAAGUCUUUUGUCUCUGGCCUUUUAAUAGGACAGUGUUCUUCACAAAAGGAUUAUGUGAUUCUCGCCACUAGAACACCACCCAAAGAGGAACAAAGUGAGAGCCCCAAACAUUCCAAAGCAAAGUUGGAUAACUUGGAUGAAGAAUGGGCCACAGAACAUGCCAACCAGGUAUCCAGAAUGCUACCAGGGGGACUUUUAGUUCUUGGAGUAUUUAUUAUUACAACUUUGGAAAUGGGAAAUGAAUUUCAAAGUACCCUCCGUAGAUUAGUAUUUGCUGUGGAAAAAUCCAUGAAUAAAAAGAGACUGUGGAAUUUCACAGAGGAGGAGGUCUCAGAACGAGUGACACUUCACGUUUGCUCUUCUACAAAGAAAAUAUUUUGUCGAACUUAUGAUGUCCUUGAUCCAAAGAGUUCUGCAAAACCAGCAGACUGGAAGUAUCAAAAUGGACUGUCAGCUUCUUGGCUUUCUUUAGAGUGUACAGUUUAUAUUAAUAUUCACAUCCCACUCUCUACUACCUCAGUCACCUAUACUCUGGAGAAAAAUACAAAGAAUGGACUUGCACGCUGGGCCAAGCAAAUAGAAAAUGGUGUUUAUUUGAUUAAUGGACAAGUUAAAGAUGAAGAUGGUGAACUAUUAGAAGGACAGAAAAAAUCUUCUAGAGGAAAUGCUCAAGCAACUAAUCAUUCUUUGAAUGUCAGAGUGCUAACACAGUUGCUUCUGAGUUCAGACCAUAGAUCCACAGCCACAGUCCAGGUCUGCAGUGGCUCCGUAAACCUUAAGGGUGCUGUGAAAUGCAGAGCUUAUAUUCAUAGCAAUAAACCCAAGGUUAAAGAUGCUGUGCAGGCAAUUAAAAGAGAUAUAUUGAAUACAGUUGCCGAUCGUUGUGAAAUAUUAUUUGAGGAUCUACUUUUGAAUGAAAUUCCAGAAAAAAAAGAUUCUGAAAAAGAGUUCCACAUCCUCCCUCACCGAGUUUUUGUCCCCAUUCCGGGAUCUACUGUAAUGUUAUGUGAUUAUAAAUUUGGCGAUGAGUCAGCUGAAGAAAUAAGAGACCAUUUUAUAGAGAUGUUAGAUCAUAUGAUUCAAAUAGAAGAUUUGGAAAUUGCAGAGGAAAUAAACACAGCUUAUAUGAGUUCCUCUAUGAAUACUGAAGUUUCAUCGGACAGCACAGAUGAUGAACAACCAAAGCAGCCAAUUAAAACUACAAUAGCGUUGAAAAUUCAGCAAAACAUAGGUGUGAUUGCAGCGUUUGCAGUUGCAGCCCUUGCUGCGGGUAUCUCCUUUCAUUACUUCAGUGAUUAGGGUGAGACACAAAGAGCUUCAUGAUCAUCCAGAGAACACUGACCAACAAUUAUGAAUAAUAAAGAUGCAAAUAAUCCAUCUGCAUUUGAGACAAUAGCAGCCAGAUCUGCUGCCGUGAUGCCUAUUAGGUGUGUUUCUAACUAAAAUGAGAUCACCAGCUGCCUUGUUUAGCCCUGCUUAUAUUAUAGAUGGCUCAGGCUUCCAAGAAUAAAGUUCUGCAUCUGGAUAGAAGUUGCAUGUAACAAAUCUUUCUUAUCUAUUUUAAAAAUGUUCAGAAUGAUGGUUUAUUUUCAUAAGUUUUAGUCCUGUUGAUCUGAACUACAUAUUGAUCAUGACAUUGAAAAUUUGAGUAGUCAGGCUUAACUGAAUAUCUUGGUUGUAAAACAACAGGAGAAAUUUCUACAAAGUGGGGCAAUGACUUAUUGGGUAAGUUCAUACUCUAGGAUGUUUCUACAUUCAUUUCCACAAUACUGAUUGAGUUCCAGCUGAAGGGUAGGAAACUUCCAAAGAGGUUUGAAUCAGCAAGGAUUGUCAUAAAUCAUGUACUUUUUCAGGUUAGUAUAUCAUAACUUAAUAUAUUAAAUAAGACUUUUGCUUCUGGUAGUACAUUAGGUAUUGCAAAACAACUGGAUCCUGAAUAAAAUUUACUUUUAUAGUAGAAUGAAAUGUACUUUUAAAUGCAUUAAUAGACUCAAAGAAAGUAAGGGAAAUCUCUAGGAACCAUACCUCUAUUUUUUCUCCCCAACAAAAUGAGUACAUUUUGAUCUGGGAACUGUGUAAACUAUUUUAAGCAUACAGGUGGACAUUGGUUGCCUAGAUGACAAAUACCAAUUACAGCACUUCCAUGUGCCGUUCUCCACAGACCAGAAAUGACAUAAAUCUAAAUCUGAGAUGCUACCCCAGCCAAGACAGUUGAACUGGAUCUCAGUUUAUAAUACCCUACAGUUCCUGGCAGAAGCAAAAUAUAAGCCCAAGAUUCCUAUAGAUUAAGAUAAAGCAAUAUUAUUUCAUGACUAGAAAUCACCAGAUACAAGUUGAAACCAGCUAGCAUGAGAAAGAACCUAUAGAAAUAAACUUAGGAUUCAGUUCUCCAAGAUCUCACCUUCAGUAUACCUAAAGGAUGGAACCAUAGGCAGAUCUGAAAAAGAAACAAAUGGAACUGCUAGAUGAGAAAUAUGUUACUUUCAAUUAAAAAAAAAUCAGAUAUGUUGAAAAUCAUUUUAGAUUCAGCUGAAGAGACAAUACAUAAUCUGGAUGCUAGAUCUAAAGAAAUUAUCCAGUGUGCGGCAAGAAGAAACAAGGUGCUAGAAAUAUAAAUAUAAAAAGAGAAGUUAACAGAUAUGGAAGGAAGAAUUACAGAGACUACAGGUACUAGCAGGAGAGAACAGAGAGGAUGGAGGUGUGGCAGUGUUUGAGGAGAUAAUAAAAACUGUUGGAUAAACAUGAAUUCAUAAAUUCAGGAAGCACAAUAUAUCCCAAGUAUAUAUAAGUAAAAUCCAAGCCUAAACCCAAAGCAGUUUAACUGCGAGAUACCAAACAGGAUUGUUGAAGCAAUCAAAGGGAGGAAAAGAUCAUCAGCGAAGGCAAGACAGAUACUUCAGAUGGUUUCUCAGUAGCAACAAUGUACCCAAAAGAUGGUGGAAUAAUGCCUUCCAAAUUCUGAGAAAAACAAAUUAUCAACUUGGAAUUUGUACCAAGCAAAACUGAAAUAAAGACAUGUUCACACGAAAAACAGAUUUUACCAUCAGUGGAGCUUCAUUAAAGAAAUUGCAGGAGGAGGAUCUUCAAGAAGGAGAGUGAUUCCAAAAGGAUGGUCUGAAAUUGAAGAACUAGUGAGCAAAUAAAUGAAAAACAUAUGUAAAUCAAAAGUGUUAUUAUUAUGUAAGACAAUCAUAAUGAAAGAAGUGUUUAUAAGAAGUAAGAUUGUAACAAAGUAAAACUAAAUAAACAUUUUAUACAGCA
This is a messenger RNA of Vicugna pacos (alpaca), 3556 nucleotides long. RefSeq names its product odr-4 GPCR localization factor homolog (gene ODR4). Gene Ontology annotation, cellular component: endomembrane system. The record is from RefSeq and is a predicted model, not a curated record. NCBI's taxonomy places the organism in Eukaryota, Metazoa, Chordata, Mammalia, Artiodactyla, Camelidae. Gene Ontology annotation, biological process: intracellular protein localization.